Messenger RNA from Hyla sarda, 488 nucleotides. It is a transcript of the gene TRIAP1, whose product is annotated as TP53 regulated inhibitor of apoptosis 1. The coding region runs from base 1 to 237 and encodes 78 amino acids. The transcript is spliced from 2 exons. The record is from RefSeq and is a predicted model, not a curated record. Lineage: Eukaryota; Metazoa; Chordata; Amphibia; Anura; Hylidae.
AUGAAUAGUGUGGGGGAGGAAUGCACUGACAUGAAGCGUGAGUAUGACCAGUGCUUCAACCGGUGGUUCGCGGAGAAGUUUCUUAAAGGGGAAGGCAGCGGGGACCCGUGUAACGAGCUGUUCCAGCGGUACAGGCACUGUGUUCAGAAAGCGAUCAAGGACAAGGAGAUCCCGGUAGACGGAAUAGAGUUCAUGGGACCGAACAAAGACAAACCGCAAUCUAACGACGGCUCGUGACGGCCCUGCUAGCGGCCCCGACCUCUCACUACUGCUCCUGGUAUGGACGGACGUGUAAGACAUGGGUAUAGGACUGCCCUGUGCCCGGGACACACAUGAGGACUGGCUGUGCCCCUUCAUCUCCUCAUGCCCUCAGGGUAGGCUGCCCUUUGUCAGGAUGGCCACUGUCUCCAUGGUGACCGCUCUUUAUUUCUGGGGGUGAUGGAGUUUUGUAUGCUUUCCUGUAUAGAGAAAUAAAUGGCUUCUAUCUG